Linum tenue is the source of this 1644-nucleotide messenger RNA. The record is from the annotation of a GenBank genome assembly. Lineage: Eukaryota; Viridiplantae; Streptophyta; Magnoliopsida; Malpighiales; Linaceae.
AUGACAACAUCACAGAAGCAUCGAAGAGGCUCAGCAGCCAUCCAUGGCUUUUACCACCAACCCACAAAAGACACCGACCCGUACAGUCUCUCUCGGAUCCAACUCCUUGACGAGAGCAUGUUCUCGGUUGACACAAUGCAAGGCCCCACCAUUUCCUUCCAAACCUACAAAGAUGAAGAAUACUUCACCCUCGAAUCAUCCCCAGCAACCACCAUCAGUAACUUCUUCGUCUAUGAUUCACCAGCUGCGAGUGUCUCCUCUGGCAGCAGAAGCCCUAUCUCCCCACAAGCCUCACAUUCUUGCCUCACUGAUCCUCACCAUUCUCCUGAUAAUACUUAUGGCUCUCCUGUGAGUGGAUCAUCCUCUGCCGACGAAGACCAUUUCCUCCGUCAGAAGCUUCGCGAGAUGGAGAUGUCACUAAUGGCUCCCGAAUCUGAAGCCACAGACAGCUGCAACUUCUGCUUCGCCGGUGCCACCCACCACCAAGCUGACUCAUCUUUUGCCACCUCGAUGAUCCCCAAGCUAGACAUCAAGCAAGUCUUGGUAGCAUGUGCUCAAGCAGUUGACAUAGUCGACAUCAACAGAGCAGCAGGGCUAAUGCAUGUCUUGGAUCAAAUGGUAUCGGUCUCCGGAGACCCAAUCCAACGAGUUGGCGCUUACAUGCUUGAAGGCCUUCGAGCGAGAUUAGAGCUCUCCGGAAGCAAAAUCUACCGAGCAUUGAAAUGCGAUUCUCCCAUAAGUUCGGAUCUCAUGUCAUACAUGGGGAUACUCUAUCAGAUUUGCCCCUACUACAAGUUCGCCUAUGCGUCAGCCAAUGCAGUCAUUCGAGAAGCAAUCCAGUACGAGCCGAGAAUCCACAUCAUCGACUUCCAGAUAGCUCAGGGAAGUCAGUGGAUCCCAAUCAUCCAGUGGCUAUCACAACGUCCAGGUGGGCCGCCAGUACUUCGUAUAACCGGAGUCGAUGAUUCUCAAUCAGCUUAUGCUCGUGGAGGCGGGCUGCACAUAGUUAGCCAGAGGCUCUCCCAGCUUGCAGCCUCACUCAACGUGCCGUUUGAGUUCCAUGACACAGCAAUGACGGGUUGUGAAGUCCAUCGGGAGCAUCUGAUGGUCCAACCAGGUGAGGCAGUCGUGGUCAGCUUCCCGUACAUCCUCCACCACAUGCCAGAUGAGAGUGUCGACACGUGGAACCACAGGGACAGACUCCUCCGACUAGUGAAGAGCCUCUCUCCUGUGGUUGUAACUUUGGUUGAGCAGGAGUCGAACACAAACACGACUCCCUUCCACCUCAGGUUCCACGAGACACUGGACUACUACACAGCCAUGUUUGAGUCGACUGACGUGGCUCGACCGAGAAACGACAAGGAGAGGAUCAACGCCGAGCAGCAUUGCGUUGCCAGAGAUAUUGUGAACAUGAUUGCCUGCGAGGGUAGCGAGAGGGUGGAAAGGCACGAGCUUUUGGGAAAGUGGAGGUCGCGGUUUCAGAUGGCCGGAUUCCAGCAGUGUGGGUUGAGUCCUGCGGUGAGUGGUGCAGUGAGAGAGGUGCUGCAGGAGUAUGAUAGGAAGUUUAGGGUUGAGGAGAGGGAUGGUGGGUUGUAUCUUUACUGGGCAAGAAGAGCUAUGGCCACUUGUUCUGCUUGGAGGUGA